GUGAUGUUCAUCGUGAAUUUUAAACACCUACAAAGUGUCAAAAAUAACCUCAGUGUGUUUAGUUUUUCCGAGUUUGUUAGUAUUUGCUGUAGCACGUCAAUAUGGGAAAUUCUGGGUUGAAACAGCAUUACGAAACUGCAAAAAAGACUGGUGUAUUGAAGAUUUCUGAUGGAUUGGGUGAUUUUCCAGCUGGAUUUAAGCAGUUAGAACCUCACCUUCGAGUACUAGAUCUGGCUGGAAAUGUGUUUACAAGUAUACCAUCCGAAAUUAGCGCUUUUAAAGCUUUAAAGCGUUUAAAUUUUAACCAGAAUGUGCUGAAGUCUAUACCUGAUGAAAUUGGAGACCUUUCGAAGCUUGAAUGCUUGUCUUUGAGUACAAACAAACUAACUCGUAUACCGCCGUCUAUAGCGCAGCUUUCUCAUUUAAAAGAAGUGUAUCUCAGUGAAAAUCGGAUUAGGGACUUCCCAGUGGUAUUUUGCAAAUUGAAACAAUUGGUUAUGCUUGAUUUAUCCAAGAACAGAAUCAUGCGAAUACCCGACGAAGUGCAAGACCUGCAAGUGCUUGAACUUAAUCUGAAUCAAAAUCAGAUUUCAGAAGUGUCAGAAUCCAUCGCAAAGUGCCCACGUCUUAAAACUUUGAGACUCCAGGAGAACUGCCUACAAUUAAAUAGUAUACCUAAAGCAAUUCUGACCGAGUCCAAUAUAUCAAUGAUUGCUGUAGAAGGAAAUCUGUUUGACAUGAAAAACUUUAUGGAACUAGAAGGAUAUGAUGUAUAUAUGGAACGUUACACAGCAGUAAAGAAAAAGAUGUUUUAAAACACGCUUUAUCAUCUUUCCUGUGACAGAGACCUGCACAUUAAAAAGAUAUAUUAAAUUUGACCUUUACAAUCAUUAUGAAAU
Messenger RNA from Schistocerca gregaria, 899 nucleotides. Its product is annotated as leucine-rich repeat-containing protein 57. The record is from RefSeq and is a predicted model, not a curated record. Gene Ontology annotation, molecular function: protein binding. Lineage: Eukaryota; Metazoa; Arthropoda; Insecta; Orthoptera; Acrididae. The coding region runs from base 102 to 815 and encodes 237 amino acids. The transcript has a single exon.